Quercus robur (English oak) is the source of this 618-nucleotide messenger RNA. RefSeq lists its product as uncharacterized. The transcript has a single exon. The coding region runs from base 1 to 618 and encodes 205 amino acids. The record is from RefSeq and is a predicted model, not a curated record. Gene Ontology annotation, molecular function: nucleic acid binding; RNA-DNA hybrid ribonuclease activity. Lineage: Eukaryota; Viridiplantae; Streptophyta; Magnoliopsida; Fagales; Fagaceae.
AUGGAAAAGAAGGAUGCUGAACUUCUAGCCUUCACAGGUUGGACCAUUUGGAAUCGUAGAAAUCAAAUCAGGUUUAAGGAAGUUAUGUGUCCUAUAAACCAUAUCCUCCCACUGUCAAAGGAAAGGAAGGUAGAGUUUCAAAACCUCCACCCGGCAACAAGAACGGUCCAACAUAGGAAUCAUACGAGAUGGAAGCCGCCGGAGUCAGAAGCUUACAAGGUAAACUAUGAUGGCGCGACCUUUGCAGAACAAGGAAAAGCUAGCAUAGGAGUAGUUGUACGAAACUCAGAAGGAGCAGUCAUGGCUUCUCUGUCACAGCAGGUCCCUCAUCCAACAAUAGUGGCCCAAGUGGAAGCUAUGGCAGCCAGGAAAGCAAUUGAGUUUGCUCUAGAGAUUGGCCUUACAAGAGUUAUCAUCAAAGGUGACUCAGAAACCAUCUAUAGAGAACUUAAUAGCACUGAUCCAUCCCUAGCUUUACAUGGGCAUGUGAUUCAAGACAUUAGAUGCUUAGCUUCCUCUUUUGUUAGUCAUAGUUUUACUCAUGUUCGCCGUCAAGGAAAUAAUGUAGCUCAUGCUUUAACAAGAUGGGCAAUUAACUCACCCAAUUUAACUGUCUAG